Molecule: messenger RNA, 3928 nt
Organism: Colletotrichum destructivum
Lineage: Eukaryota; Fungi; Ascomycota; Sordariomycetes; Glomerellales; Glomerellaceae
Product: Putative glycosyl hydrolase 36, aldolase-type TIM barrel, glycoside hydrolase superfamily
Exons: 6
Coding region: 469-3177 (902 amino acids)
Source: RefSeq, a predicted model, not a curated record
CCAAUGCCAAUCGUGACAUUCUUCUGGGGCAUAUCGGAAGUCAGCAUGAAGGAGUCCUGGAAUUCCUGAACUGAUUGCACCUUUUCCCUUGAUUUCUUACAAAUUUGCAAAUCCCCUGGAACACUGCACGUCCAGCCUCGAUGAAUCAUCUGCGUACCUCCUGUUCGCCGAUGCCAAUUGGCCAAUUAAGCGGAUCCUGCCCGUGCCCAGGUGACAGCCGCUCGCUCUUGCGUCAAGAGACGGUGGUGAGCUGUUAGUGCAGCAACAGGUCACAAGACUUGUCUAUUUGACUUCACCGCAGAUGUCUCCAAUCUUCUGCAUAGUUCAGAGCGUUUAACUGCCUUCCAAACUUCGCCGUUGGCCCGUUGAACAGAAACCCCUCAUUGUUACAAAUCCCUACUCAGAACCGUUUUACGUGUUCACACCCCCUAACACCUGGAAGCGGUCGUGUAUUGGUAUGACAUCAAUAUGUCAUCAGACAACUACAACUUCGCCGACGUUUUUCAAGCUGUCUUCAUCUCAAAUCAGAAGCCAGCACCGGAGCCCAUCGCUGAAAAAAUGAAGGCUCUCAUUCAAAGCUACCCCCCGUUGGGUCAAUAUACGCAGGUUUCGAAUGGACGCCUCACAGUGACUGCAGUUCUCGAGAUACCUGCGUCCCGCGCAAAUGAGCCGUGGGAGGUUGCUCUAUGGCACUCCAGUGAUGGAGCUGAGUGGGUUGAGACUGUUCUCGCUCGUGUUCUCGACGAAAACGCUCCGACGACCUUGCAGAUGGUCCCGGACUACGUUCGGCGGCUUUUCUACUCCGCUUCCGUUGCGUUCAACAAAUCGCUCCAAUUUACCCUCAAAUUCCGGCACAGCAACGGUGAACCUUGGAGGUGGACCCGUGACGAGCUCGGAGUUGGUGAUGGUACGGUGGUCCUGAAUGCGAAGCCCGUGUUCGAGAGCGUUUCCGAACGCUUCGACGACAUUGUCCCUGAUUUGAACCCUGCAUGGGAAGUGAAAUCCUUGAUGAGCCAAUGCCCCGGGACUCGGCUAUGGUCUCUGAAGGCCGCCGUAGACGGCGUCGAGGGGGAUGUUUCGCAGCUUGCCGACUUCUCGUUGGGCGUGCCAUGGGGAGGCUUCCUGAGAUGGUUUGCCCUCAUUCGUAUCUGGUCACCGUGGCUGGCUCCUCGCCAUGGGAGGGAUUCGCUUGCUCUGGACAAAGACGGCGUGCUUUGUUCGUUCCUGAGCCCGGAGGGAAAACAUCUGGUCUUUCUCGCCGUCAGUGGGGUCAAUAACGUUCUCUCUGUUUUCCGCAACAACGAAUCCGGGCAACUAUCUGUCCAUGCUCGCAAUGACGGCAUACACUCCGAGUCAGCCAUCAUUCUGGCUGCCACAGGAGACAAUUUUGAGAGCGCCAACGCUGCUGUCAUGUACCAGGCCCGGAACUAUAUUCUGCAAGAGAAAAAGGCGAGCAAUGAGCUAUUGGCGGAAAUGAAGGCCAUCGAUGAAGGCGUCAAGCCUGAAUGGAUGGAGAAUUGGUAUGACGGGUUGGGUUACUGCACUUGGAAUGCUCUCGGACAGCGUCUGACGGAAGAAAAGGUGCUAGAUGCUCUUGACAAGCUCGAGGAGAAUAACAUCAAAGUCACCAGCCUCAUUAUCGACGACAACUGGCAAACCAUUGACUACAGAGGACAUGGUCAGUUCCAACACGGCUGGGUCGAAUUUGAGGCCGACCCAAAAGCAUUCCCAAAGGGGUUGAAAGCCACGGUAGCGCAAAUCCGGCAGAACCACCCGCACAUUCAACACAUUGCCGUAUGGCAUGCUCUCCUAGGGUACUGGGCGGGAAUUUCACCUGACGGUAAGAUUGCGCAGCAAUACAAAACAGUAGACGUCAUUAGAGAGGACGCCGAGCGACGCAACCUGCCCCUCGGAGGUAAGAUGACUGUAGUGGCCAAAGAGGACGUGGACAGGUUCUACAAUGACUUCUACAAGUUUCUCGCAGACUCUGGGAUACAGGGCGUCAAGACAGACGCUCAAUUUAUGACAGACACAUGGAUUUCGGCCAGCGCGCGUCGCGAGUUGAUCGACGCCUACCUCGAUGCGUGGACGAUAUCCUCACUGCGACAUUUCAGCAUCAAGGCCAUAUCCUGCAUGUCGCAGACGCCGCAGAUUAUGUUUUAUAAUCAGAUGCCGCGCAACCGGCCCGCGAUUCUCUGCCGCAACUCAGACGACUUCUUCCCCGAGAUCCCGGCCUCGCACCCCUGGCACGUCUGGACCAAUGCACACAACAGUCUACUCACGCAGCACCUCAACGUCCUGCCCGACUGGGACAUGUUCCAAACUGUGCACGACUACUCGGGUUUCCACGCCGCGGCGCGCUGUGUCAGCGGAGGGCCGAUCUACAUUACCGACGUCCCCGGUCAGCACAAUUUGGAUCUGAUCAAGCAGAUGACGGGGCCGACGAUCCGCGGCAAGACUGUCAUCUUGCGGCCCAGCGUAGUGGGAAAGACCAUAGACCCUUACACGGGAUAUGACGACGACGGUCUGCUCAAGGUUGGAAGCUACCACGGCGCCGCUGUUACGGGAACCCCGAUUCUCGGCGUAUUCAAUGUCUCGGCGCGGCCGCUGACGGAGAUCCUUCCCCUCGCCUACUUCUCCGGGGUCCUGCCAUCCAUGCGCUAUGUUGUUCGGGCGCACUCUAGCGGGAAAGUCAGCCGGCCCGUAUCCCCCGGCUCUACCGCUUCCUCUCUGACGGUGUCUCUGGAUGUCCGCGGAUACGACAUCUUCACCGCCUACCCGCUCUCGAGCUUCGACAGCGAAGUCAAAGGCAAGGUGUGGACGGCUAACUUGGGUUUGGUGGGCAAGAUGACGGGCGCGGCCGCCAUUCUAAACAGCGAUUUCAUGUUGCGACACGAUGGCAAGGUCGAGCUCAAAACUCGCCUCAAGGUGCUCGGCGUCCUCGGUCUCUUCAUAUCCAAGCUGCCAGAGUUGACGAUAGGCGACGACUUUCUCAUCACCAUCCAAAACCAAGUGAUCCCCGUGCACACUGUGUCCAUCAGCAAGAGCCACGACUCCGUUGUCGAGAUUGACAUUGAAAAGGCAUGGCAGGAAAUGGGUCUUCACCCCGGAUGGAGCAACGAGGUUGAGAUUACGGUCAUCUUUGCAAUUGACCAUGAAGGGUCCGGGGAUGCCUAGAUGCUUGAUACAAAUGUACUAACGUACACACGGUCUGACCAACUCAAUCCCAAGGCAUCCGGAGAAGGCGUUAAUCGAAUUGCGAGACUAUAGAGACGGUACGCUGAUUAUAGCAACCAGCGAGAUUGGCAAAGAGACUCCUACGCAUUGGGCUAUAACACAUCUUUAGCUCUCGAGUUCUGCCCAACUGCGAAAAGACAAGGCGUGAUAAGUAAGAAGGGGCAGCAACGCAACGUGCAAGGAGCCCGUGCGAAAGAGGACUUGUGACCUCCUGCGGUGUUAUGAAGACAACUACAAUGUAACUGUUACGCCUGGGCUAGCACCCGCCGCGUUGCAAACAGCUCUCGCUCGCUUUCGCCAUCUGUGCAAGUGGAGGGCCGAUCUAUAUCACCGAGGUCCCUGGUUAGCACAGUCUGAAACUAUCAACGCUGAGAGCACUUUUGCGUAAGAGACAGGCGAUCAACCUCGCAAAGUGUUCAAAAUGUAACAUGGCUUUUAUGAGCGGCAUUCUGAUUUCGCACCAGGUAAGUGUGUACCUGGCAAGGUACAUUGGGAUCUCACUAGGCAGGCACUGAUACGUGCUUGGCUCUCUAUUUGGGACGGGGCAUUUUUCGAAGUGCAUACGCAGUUGCACCAGCAGACCCGUUGUCGAUCCUGAACCUCUUUAUAUUCAGUCUAGACCGGUGUUUUGAGAUUGACCCGGUCACUAUGUCCAUAUCUUUUCAUCUCAUCAUCUAUAUGCUGUCUUUUU